Molecule: messenger RNA, 258 nt
Organism: Amoebophrya sp. A25
Lineage: Eukaryota; Dinophyceae; Syndiniales; Amoebophryaceae
Source: the annotation of a GenBank genome assembly
UAUCGCAGGACUCACUAGACCACUGAACAAUAAUAACUAGCUACUAUCUCGCACUCAAAAAUCAGUUCAUCUACUUACGACGAACGACCAUGUCAGAUUCAGAUAUCAGAACUCAGGAAUGAGAAAGGUAGGAUGAAGAAUACGCAAGCAAGAGUGUCAGCGUCAGUUUUACUCUCACAAGUACGGAACCUCAUCAGUCGCAGUAGUACAGAACUCCUCUGCCUGGAGUUAAAAACUCUGCUAAACCACAACUACUAA